Paramecium tetraurelia is the source of this 1704-nucleotide messenger RNA. RefSeq lists its product as uncharacterized. Gene Ontology annotation, molecular function: zinc ion binding. NCBI's taxonomy places the organism in Eukaryota, Ciliophora, Oligohymenophorea, Peniculida, Parameciidae. The record is from RefSeq and is a predicted model, not a curated record. The transcript has 5 exons.
AUGUCCGAUAUUAAAAUUACUCCGAGAUAGCAUGGGAGAUCCAAAACAAAAACAAUUGAUAACAUUUAAGUUUAACAAAAAAAGCCAGGAAUAACAAAUGAUCGAUUAGUCGUUAAUAAAUUAGGACUGAAAUUCGAUCCGGUUUGUUGGAAAAAGACACACGAGAAAGGGAGAAUUCAAUACGUUUGCAUAGAAAAAGAUUGUAAGGCUGACAGAAGAUUGGCAUGUGCACAUUGCAUAAUUGAAGAACACGAUUAGCAUGUUUCGAAUAAGAUAACAGUUGAGUAAUAUUGUGAAGCAUUCGAGUACAAUUAUAAGUAAUAUGUGUUAUAAGUAGCAAAAAUGGAGGAAAACUAUAAAAAAUGCAAGAUGAUUGAUGUUAUAGAAUAAAUUGAUAGAGACAUGAAUACCAUAUUUGAAAUAAUAAAAUACCAACUAAAAACAGUGAGAGACAGGUACGUCUAAGACAUGCAAACUCAUUCCGAAACAACUAAUGCAUCUUUGAUAUAAAGUUUUAAUGAUGAAAGACAGAUCCUAUCAAAGAUGAAGGAGUAUGCAAUUAAAAACCUCUAUGAGAUGACUCCCGCUGAAAUGGAUCAUAGCUUAUUAUUAAUCGGAAGCAGUCACAUCGAAUAAAUAAUAUAUAAACUAACCACUUUUGAAGACCAGAGUGCCACUAUCUCUAGUACAUUGAAGGCUUAAUGGAAAUUGAUAUAUGAAGAAUUAGAAGAGAAGUUAGGAGAUGUGAUCUCUUAGAUUGGAUAGUAUAAUUUAAAUGUCUAAAAACCCAGUGGAAAAAGAACUCCAAUUGAUUAAGUUAAUAUGCUAUUACAAGAUCAAAAGUAUUAAGAUAUGACAGCGUAAUAUACAACUACAACUAAUAAGUCUGAAUCCAUACAUAUGUCAACCUUCUAAAGAACCAAUUACUCAUAGUAGCCACUGCUUAAGCUCUAACCAAUUUAACUAUUUUAGCAUCUCUAAUGUGUAGACAAACAACUCAACAAGCCUAACACAUCUAAAUUUGCAGACUCAGUUUCAGAAAGUGUAAAGUAGAUAGAUAGUCCGAAGGAUCAUACGAAAAGCAUCAAAUAGGUAGCUGGAUCAUCAGAUGUAGUAUCUCCUUUGAAAAGUGAAUUGAAUUCAAAAUAACCAACAUCAAAAUAGAAUUCUUUGAGGAACCUAAUGCUGAAGAAUCAAAAUUAACCUCAAUAAUUGAAAGAUGUCAAUAAUUAAACAAUCAACAAUAAUUGUAACCAAAAAUAAUAGACAUAACUUCGAUAAAUCAGUCCAAAUGGAAUGCAUUAUUAUUAUCAAAGUGAUGGUAAGAAAUUGGAUGGAAAAAGAGGGAAUCAUCUGCAAUCACAAAGUUCUUCAUCUCUAAAUUAGUAAUCAUUAGAUAAAAGAGUGUCUGCAUAGAAACUUUAAAGCUAUCACAUUCCUUGCAAUUACAAUAAUAUGAAGUGCAUACAUAAUGAUAUAAUUAAGGCAAGUCCAGUCUUUACAUGUUGUAAUUAAGCAUACCCUUGUUAUGAAUGUCAUGAUUAGGUUGCCAAUCACAAAGCCCAUAUAACAAUUCCAUCGUAAAGAUACUGUUCAAUUUGCAAAGAAAUUUUCACAGUGAAUCUAUUGUCAACAGUGGAUGUGAAAUGCUACCAUAAGGGUCUAGUUGAUUAAGAGUAAUCUCAAAACAAUCCUCAUUCAUGA